This is a messenger RNA of Brassica napus (rape), 588 nucleotides long. RefSeq names its product dirigent protein 9. NCBI's taxonomy places the organism in Eukaryota, Viridiplantae, Streptophyta, Magnoliopsida, Brassicales, Brassicaceae. The record is from RefSeq and is a predicted model, not a curated record. Bases 1 to 588 code for a protein of 195 amino acids. The transcript is spliced from 2 exons.
AUGAACAACGGAGUCCCGCUUGUCAACUCAAACAACAUCAACAGCGUCAUUAACCCAAACACAGCCCCGCUUCUCACAGGCCUAGGCGGCGCACAGACCAGCACAGUGAUCCAAAACACCAACGCAAACUCCAACGACGCCCUCAGCACCAACAGUCUCCCCUUUGUAACCGCGGGAAACCUCCCUCCAGGUGCUGCUCUCCAGCAUCUCAUGUUUGGAACCAUAACCGUUGUGGACGAUGAGCUAACCGAAAGCCACGAGCUAGGCUCAGCGGUUAUAGGGAAGGCUCAGGGGUUUUACCUGGCUAGCUCCUUGGAUGGGACGAGUCAGACACUUUCUCUGACCGUGUUGCUAGACAGAGAGCAUGACCAUCAUGACACUUUGGACGAUGCUAUUAGCUUCUUUGGUGUUCACAGGACAGCCUCUCAUGCCUCUCAGAUUGCUGUUAUCGGCGGGACGGGGAAGUUUGAGCAUGCUAAAGGGUAUGCUAUAGUGGAGACUCUGCAUAACCAGAACAACCAGCAUAUCACUGAUGGUCAAGACACUAUUCUACACUUCAGUGUAUACCUCACCUACUACAAAGCUUGA